AUGCCCAACCGACGUGGAAACACUGAGAGAAGAAGACGAAGCAGAGAACAACGCAGGGAAUCAUCGGAAUGGAAAGACACAGAGUUUAAAAACGAUCGGAAGACUCCGGUAGAUUGGUCUCCCAUAGACUACGGUGACUAUGGCAACAAAGAAGAAGAAGAAGAAGAAGAAGAAGAAUAUCUUUUCGAUGAUUCUUAUGCAUCAGAACAAAUCACAUCAAACAGUAAUCGGCGUCCUAUCGUCAAAACGAAAUCACCUGUUGUUCCAAAAAGUUUGCCUGAACAGUCAAAUUCCGUACAUGUUGAUGAGAAACAUCUUAAUAGCCGUCGAGUACCGAAGCGAAUCUACAGGCUCUUUUCCGAAAAUAAGUCUAAAACUGAAGUGAUGGAAAUUUUAAAAGAAAUCCAAGAUGAAGAAGAUCGUCUCCUUCAACUGAAGGAUACAGAUGGGACCGCAACGACAUCGCAAAUGCUUAGUUCUUUUCCUCGGCAAGUCAUUGGAGAACAUUUCAAACGAGAAACACCAGUCCUGAAAAGAUUUCAAUAUGGCAUCUUAUUAUUCAAUUCAGAAAGACAGAUAUUGAUGAUCCAAAAUCAUCAGGGUAUUUGGAACCCUCCCAUUGGUCACAGGAGAAUUAAUAAUAAUUUUCAAUUAGAAACAAUUAUUGAAACAGUUUUUCGCGUGUUCAACACACAAAUUUGCGCGAAACAUCAAUUUACCGAUGAAAUAUUUCAUUUUUAUGAUCUCCACGACAAUCAACACACGGAUUCUCAUAAAUAUAUCGAAAAACGAUUGAACCGCAACAAUGUACAAAAUGACUCUAUCGAACAAGUCGGAUUAUUUAUCAGUCUAUUUGAUGAUCCCAUACUUAAAUUUGAAUUACGUGAUAGACGUCAAAAUCAAACAUGUCAAUGGAUCUCAAUCGAUGAUCUACUUAAACAUAAUCAAAGCCUGCAAUGCGAUCUCAUCCAACCGUUCGUAGAAUAUGUUGAAUCUCGAAUGUUUGAUUUGACUAAUCAAUUUCAACAUUUGAUGAAUUUCAACAACGACGUUCAACAAAAACCUCUGGAAGACGUUGCUGCGAACCAAACUAUAAACACACCGUACCGUUUUUCCCUAGCUAAGCCGAAAAGAUGUCUACCGAUUAGCGAUGAUAUUUUCAGUCGUGCUUCUCAGUGUAUUGAAUUUGAAAUCGAUAACAAUUUAGCUGUAGUUGAUUAUAACAAUUACAAACCUGAACUUCUCGUCUCAUUCAAUAUUACACAGCGUGUUCCUACUGAUCAUAUGAAUAUUGGUCAGUAUGAUCAAUGCAUUCCGCAUAGACUUGAAAUUCCAUAUUACGAUCAGCCACGGGUGAAUUCAACCUUUCCAAAUCGAAUACGGAAAGCAUUUAUUCGUCAACCGAAAAAGACUUCGAUUCUUCCAAUCCUAAUCGCUGCGCAACGUCAUAAAAUCGAUAUUCAUAAAUAUGACGUAAUAAGCGAAAGGAAUUCCUUGACGAAAAUCGCCCUGAAUAGGGCAAAAUAUGUGAUGGGUGUGACGAAAAUCGGUACAACAUUAUUUCUCAGACGUCACGAUAAACGAAGUAUGGAUCUCAAUGCCAAUGGAUUUCGAUUUGAACGAAUGUGUUCACGACAAUACGAUCAACAGCUCAAUUUUAAACAAUUGAUCGAGGGACAAAUUGGCGAUUUUGCGACACUGAUCACAGCACAAGCCGAUGCAGUCCAUAGACCAACGCAUCGAGCCAUCGAACUGAAAUGUCGAUCGAGCGGAAAGAAUAUCAGCAAUUCAACAGAUUUUUGGUUACAAGCAUUUCUUGGUAAGUGCCACGCAGUCAGUGAUCGUGGGUAUCUGUACAAACGAAGAACCACCACGACUCAAAAAUAUUCGUGA
This is a messenger RNA of Adineta ricciae, 1893 nucleotides long. NCBI's taxonomy places the organism in Eukaryota, Metazoa, Rotifera, Eurotatoria, Adinetida, Adinetidae. The record is from the annotation of a GenBank genome assembly.